Molecule: messenger RNA, 568 nt
Organism: Lecanosticta acicola
Lineage: Eukaryota; Fungi; Ascomycota; Dothideomycetes; Mycosphaerellales; Mycosphaerellaceae
Source: the annotation of a GenBank genome assembly
AUGGCGCCAAAAGGGAAAAGCGGCGGCGACAAAGGCAAAGGAAAACAAGACGAUAAGAAGAGCGCGACUUCUGCCGCUUCUGCCGCCGGGAAACAAAAAGGCGCCCAGAGCAUCAACGUUCGACAUAUCCUCUGCGAGGUGCCAUACUUCUUCUCCCGAUACUUCUUUUUCGGAAGAUGAUUUCUGACGACUGCUGGGAACAGAAACACGCCAAAAAGGAAGAAGCGCUCGCGAAACUGCAGGCCGGGGCCAAAUUCGAUGAUGUGGCGAGGGAAUUCUCGGAGGAUAAAGCGAGGCAGGGUAUGUUUAAAUAAAAUUUCUCUCUCUCUCUCUCUCUCUUCUUAUCCCCCCUUCUCUUUCCUGAAGACGCACGCACGGCUGAGGAAAGUCUUUCUUUUUUGUGUGUGUUCUAGGUGGAUCGCUCGGAUGGAAAACCAAGGGCAGUCUGAUGCCGGAGUUUGAAGCUGUGGCGUUUGAGUUGGCCGUCUCGACGACUACCAAGCCGGUGUGGGGGGAGUGUAAGACGAGUGAAGGGUAUCAUGUCAUGAUGGUGGAGGGGAGGAAGUAG